Molecule: messenger RNA, 5730 nt
Organism: Malania oleifera
Lineage: Eukaryota; Viridiplantae; Streptophyta; Magnoliopsida; Santalales; Ximeniaceae
Product: chromatin remodeling protein EBS-like
Exons: 4
Coding region: 468-1265 (265 amino acids)
Molecular function (GO): chromatin binding
Source: RefSeq, a predicted model, not a curated record
UAGGGGAAAAACAAUUAGAGGGAGGGACAAUGGUGAUGGACAAGGAGGUUCAUGCAGAGAUGGGUGAUGCAUGAUGUGGUAUCCACGCUGUUCAUGCCCGCAUGCCAACAAAAUCCAUUGUCCGACAUCGCCCCCCCUCUCUCUCUCUCUCUCCUCUCUCACGCACAACACGCACACGCCCAGACCCUCCUCCUUCCCUUUCCAGUAGCUAGGGUUUCCGUUUCGUUUGCAAGAACUCCACUCUUCAAGCCCUGCCAUUUCCUCUGAAAUCCUUCAAGCAGCUUCGAGCUCGCUCAAGAUUAUACUGCAGUGCUCUCAGAUUUUCUGUUUAUAUCUAUUUCUCCCUCUCUCUUUCUCUUUCUCUCUCUCUCUCGCCGGUGCGCGCGCGUUACUCUUGACUCUUUAUCUCUAUAAAAUUGAAACCUCGCCUUCCAAGUUUUAAUCAUAGCAUCUAAUCUCCCCUGUUGAUGGCGAAGACCAAACCAGGCAAGAAGGACUUGGACUCGUACUCCAUUAAAGGCACCAAUAAAGUCGUCAGACCUGGGGAUUGUGUGUUGAUGCGACCAUCGGACUCCGAUAAACCUCCAUACGUGGCGCGCGUGGAGAAGAUUGAGGCGGAUCAUCGGAACAAUGUGAAGGUUCGGGUCCGGUGGUACUACCGGCCUGAGGAGUCUAUUGGGGGGCGGAGGCAGUUCCACGGAGCUAAGGAGCUCUUCUUGUCAGACCACUAUGAUGUGCAGAGUGCUCACACUAUAGAGGGGAAGUGCACUGUGCACACUUUCAAGAACUACACUAAGCUUGAGAAUGUUGGGGCCGAGGAUUACUUUUGUAGAUUCGAGUACAAGGCAGCCACUGGGGGGUUCACCCCUGACCGUGUUGCUGUGUAUUGCAAGUGUGAGAUGCCUUAUAACCCCGACGAUCUUAUGGUGCAGUGUGAGGGAUGCAAGGACUGGUUUCAUCCUUCUUGUAUGGGUAUGACAAUUGAAGAGGCAAAGAAAUUGGAUCACUUUCUAUGUUCUGACUGCUUGUCUGAUGAGGAUGCUAAAAGACCGCUGAACUCGUUUCCAGUGUCUCCAUCUGUUGAGACUAAGGUGAGAAUAAUGUUUUUUUUUGUGUUUAAUAUUAAUGGAUGUGCAUGUGCCAUUUUUUGUAGCAGUUAUUAUUAUUAUUAUUAUUAUUAUUAUCUGCAAUUGGUUAACCAAUCUUGUUGGGUAAGUAAUCGAGUAAAAAAUUACUUUUGCAUGAGAGAGAUCUUUAUGCUUUAAAUGUGGCAAAAUGUUAUGCAAUGUAAAAUGGCAUACUAUUGUUGAAUGAUUUUGUAAUUUGAUUUUUCCUUAGCAAAUUUGCUAUUUGCAUCAAGACAUCAUAGUAAUGAACACUUGAAUGCAAUUACAAAUAAGGGAGUAUGCGAUCACCACUGACAAUGACACAACAAACAAGCUUUGGGACCCUCCAUGUGAGGUUCACUUUUCAUUUCUUUUUGCCAUGCCCUUAAGAGUGUUGGAUUGCUGUCAAAUCUUUUUGUACUAUCUUAGUCCAAGUUAUUCUAGGUUCACAUCUUCCCCUUUCUUACAAUCUAUAACAUUAAAUAACCACGGUUUUUUUCCCUUCAUAAGAGUGUUAUUUGGUCUAUGUUGUAAAUAGCUAAAUCAUUUUAGCACUCUUCCCUUUUCUUCUGUACUUUUCUUUCUUGUUGAAAUAAAAUUAUGGAUGAUUAGUAUUUUCACUUCAUUCCAGUUAUCUAAUUUUUAAAUUUUCGAACGAAACCUGGUGUCAUAGAAUUAUCCACAAACAAUCCUUCAUCACACUCUUUGUUUCAUUUUUUAUUUUCAGUUUUUCAAAAAAUUACUAAAAUGUCACCCUAUUUUCUAGUUUUGCAAUAUUUUUGCAUAGGCAAGUUGCAAACUAUUUAAAAAAAAAAAAUUGUUUUCCAAGUUCUCUAUAAGUAUUUGAAAACUGAAAAAUAUGGUAGCAUUUUUAUAUUUCUUUAGAAAACUGGAAACAUGAUUUAUGUAGCUGACCCCACCUAGUGGGACUUCAGGCUUGGCUUGUUGUUUUUGUUGUUGUUCAGAGAACUGGAAGUGGAAAAUGAAGACUAUUUUUCAUAAAUCACAACUGAACAGGCCCUUCAGCCUUCCAAUCGUCUUUUAUUUUAUUUUUUUUGGGUCCAAGGGUACCAUCUGGGGGUGGGAGUGGAGGUGUACUUGAGUCACUAUGCUCCCACCUUGGCAAUAUUUUGUCUUCCUUCUCAUGGAUAAUUGCAUUAUCUGGACAUAUUUGUGAUAUGUUAGAGAAAAAUAAUCCUUGGCUAUGUUGUCUUUAUAGGAAUGCUGAUGUUGUGAAUGGUGGGGAUGUUACUCAUUGUCUCCUAUUCGCCGAAGCUCAACAAUUGCAUAAAUAUCGUCUAAAUCACAGGAUUUUUCUUCGUGAUUGAAUCAAAGCUAAAAUUCAGUAGAUUUUGUACCUGAUAUGGUAGUCUUUAGUUUAUGGAUUUAAGGGCAAGUUAUGUGUUGAAGGAAUGUACAUUUUUAUGAUAUAUUUGUUGAUAAUAUGCUGCAAGGUAUUUUAUUAAAAUACAUUAAAAGGAACAGGUUCAUGAAAUUUCAACCUAGGAAAGUGCUAGACAAAGAAUAGAUCCAGAAAUAUAACAAUAGUGACAAAGAUUGCAGAAGUAAACUUUCAACUAUUUCGUUUCUAUUUCAGAAUAUUUGGGCAUAAGUUGAUUGAUUGAGCUUCUUAUUGUGAUGCAAAAUCUAUCUCCAGAGUGGACACUGUUUUUGCUGUUCUUGUAUGUGUAGACUCUUAUGAAAAAUAAGUGGGGUGUAUCUUCUGUACCUUUUGUACAGGAGAGCAGAGGAGGGUAUGGUUCUUACCAUGCUAAUUCUUCUGUUGCUUUGACUGCUUCCCAGUGUCUUUGUACCUUUAUUUUUUAAUAAGGACUGCUUUUCCCACCUUUUACAGUUUUAUAGAAGGCGUAGAUUUAAGAAAUUAGGAUUUUAUAUUGGUUUACGGAUAUUUGUUUAUUUCAGUAAUCUUAAUUAGACCCAUCGUGGUACACCUCUUCCCCGGACCCCGCAUACACAGGAACUUUGUGGACUGGCCUGCCUUUUUUUUUUUUUUUAAUUACUUGGAUUAUUUUGUAAUUUUGAUUGUUUGUUGCUAUUGUAAUUUUUCUGGUAGUUUUUUCUUUUGGCUUUCUUAGUUGUCUAUUGAUAUAUGCUUAUGAUGUAAAGUUAAGGAAAUUUGGAUGAUUAAUUGAGUCUUAUGUUUUUUUUUUUCUCUCACAGCAGCCUCUCUCUCCCUAUCUCAUGUCUAUUUUCUCUCUCUCCCUCCUCACAUCUUUUUCUUCCUCCCCCCUUUUUUUUUUCUCCUUUCUGCUUCUUCCCUUCUCUAUCUGUUUCUCUCUCUCUCUCUCUCUCUCUGUUCUGUUCUAUUUCUGACUCUGUUUUGUCCUGCAGCUGUUUCUCUCUUCUUAGCCCUUUUCUUUCUUUUCCUUCUCUUCUCUUUCUUUUUCUGUCUGUUGCUGCUGUACCUCAUUUUCUCACAUUAAAUUUUGCAUCUAGAUGCUGCUGAGAAUAUUAUCUCAUAUCUGCCGCAUUGAAUAUAUGCCAAGUUGGAAAGCCUUGCAUUUUUUUUGCUUCAUGUAAGCUGUUAAUUUUCCUCAUGUGAACGAUAUCACGUAAGUGUAUGAAGCCUCUAGAACCCUGCCAAUGUUAGACCUCUUCUGUUGUUUGCUAUGUUUUUGUAGACAAAUUUAUGCUAUGUUGAUGCAUCGAUGUUUCUUCCAAAUUGAGUUUUCCUGUUAUGUUCCAGUUCCCACUUUCUAGAACUAAUGCAAGUUUCGCUUUAUAGGUUCUAGGAAAUAUAGUUACAUUCUCCUGAAUUUGAGUUGGAGUUCAAAGUUUGAACAAUAUUUACAAUGUAAGAUGUCAUUGUUUGCCUAUGACAUUAGGUCUGUUUGAGCAAUUGAACUGCUGUAUGUGGUCCUUUGCCUCCUAGACCCAUUAGUUUCUAGUCUCUGGAGUCUGGAGUCAAGAAGUUGUAGCUUUGUUUAUUGGAUCCCAAUGUAUGGUCAUUUGACUGCAUAUAUGUACUCUCACUUAGAUUUCUCCAUUAUUUGUUCUGGUAUUUGUUGAUGAACAUCCUACAUCUGUUGUCAACGAGUGAAAUUUCAAUUGAUACAAGAAAUGUUAGCAUUUUUGAAAGUUCUUACAAACAAGUAUGCGACCACAUGGAACUUAAGGAUUGGAUUGGCAUUUUUUCUAUCAAGCACCUUUCACUCUCCCUUCAGUGUUCUUUUCCAAUGACAGCUUUUACUAAGAAAAAGAAUAUUAAGCACCAUGUUUUUGUACCUUUAUUCUUUCUUUUCUUUGUUAAGAAUUCUGAUCUGAAUCUGAAUAAAACAAUGACAAAGGGCACAGAUAAAAAGCUCAAUUGGCAGAUGUGAAAUAUUUGUUGUCAACUAUUCUUACGUCCUUGGGUUUCUGGUUAAAGACACUUUAUCAUGCCACCUGUUUAGUUGAAUUCUUCUAGGGGCUCUUUGGGACACCAGACAAUGCAACCACUAAUAUGAACUUACAAAAUGCUUGUGAAGUGUUGUGUAUCCCUUUUUUGGUGGAAAUGAUGGUACUGCUGAAGCAGUGUCUUUAAAUAAGUUGGUGUUUCUGAAACACAAACUUCUUCUGUUGAAAGUCUUUAAGAUGCCAUCUAAAGCAUCAUUGAAGCUCCCAAAUGCUCCUCACCAGGAAAAUAUGUUUUAUACCUAGCAAAGAAUUUAGUUUUGAGCUGAUAAUGUUGAUCACUUAUUGCCCAUGAAACUUGUACUGAUUGUGAUCUAAUUUCUUUCUUUUAUUCCUUGGUCUCAAACUUUGAUUGCCAUGCUAGGUGGAACCAAAGCGCCGGAAGAGAUGACGAAGUCUUAUUGUAAGAUGAGGAGGUACUCAAUUUCUUGCACAUUAGCUCCAGUGUUGUUGUUGUGUUGUGGAAUUGUACAGUGCAGAGAAGAUACUGUGCUUGCACAAUUAAAGGCUUUUCUUAAUUUUCUAUGUUCAACUCUAUCAAAGUGCUUGUAUGUGUGCUGCUAGACUUAGAUGACUUUGUGGUCUUUAUGUUGUCCUUGUGAGUACAAUCUGUGCAAAAACACAAGGACAAUGAUCUCUGUUUUAGUGCAGCACCCACCAACACAUCAAACUAAAACAGUUGGAGAAAUCUUGGAACUGAUGUGAUGUGCUUAUUGCUAUGUUGUUACCUCAGUAUGCAUGUGCCAUAAUUGUUUUACUUUAUUAACCCCUCCCCCUUAUUUUCAUUUGGGGUGUUUGUUGCGGGUUAUGGAGGGCUCCAAGUUUGAAUAUGUGGCAUCUGAUGGGACAUGUAUAAAUGAGAGCUGCAUUUGUAGAUCAAAUCUAGAGAAGCUCGGCAUUCUUACCCCUGCUGUUGCUAGUUUCAUGUUCCUUCGAAGGGCUUGGAAGUUGAAGAUGCCACCGAGCUUAAUGGCAAAGUCGGUUGGUGUCUGUCAAUACCUGGAUCCAAAACUUUUGUAAAUGAUGCUUGAGCACAAGGAAAAAGGCUCUUAAUUAUAGAGCAUGUUUAAACUUGUUAAACUUUUGAUUGUUUCUCAAAUACCUCUGCUCACUGGGUUCAUAACCCAACAGUGGCCUGAAACCACCAGUUGCAUACUCUUCUUUACUGUCUCCUCUACAAAUAAUUAAAUUCUUCUUGGUUUGAUACUUU